Molecule: messenger RNA, 2568 nt
Organism: Olea europaea var. sylvestris
Lineage: Eukaryota; Viridiplantae; Streptophyta; Magnoliopsida; Lamiales; Oleaceae
Product: probable WRKY transcription factor 2
Exons: 6
Coding region: 313-2310 (665 amino acids)
Biological process (GO): regulation of DNA-templated transcription
Molecular function (GO): DNA-binding transcription factor activity; sequence-specific DNA binding
Source: RefSeq, a predicted model, not a curated record
GAAGCUGAAUUCCUCUUCCUACAGAAAGGAUUUCAACAAAUCCCAAACUGACCCCACAUUUUUUUCCCUUAUUAGUUUGUAAAAUCAUUUUAUGGGAAAUCACUUAUUUCUUGCUAACUGAUAAACCAUUUUCUAGAUAUAGAAACGGCGCAAAUUGAAGGCAAGGCGGGAUCAAGAUUUUCUUUUGAAGAAAGACUCUUCCUUUUUUCAUUGUCAUUUACAAACUAAUCGAAAAGGUUUUCCCAUUGCUUGCUACUCCUCAAUCUUUUAACUCAUUUGAUUUGGCUUGAUAACAUUAGGCUCUUAGAUCUCAUGAGUGAGUUUGACGACCAUGUUGCCAUUAUGGGAGAUUGGAUGUCUCUAAACCCAAAUGCAAGAGCCCUCUUCUCGUCUAUGAUUGGAGAUGGUGUCAUAGGAAGGUCAGUUGCUGAGUCCAGUACUGAAAACCGAGAUGGGUCUCUUCGCCUGGAACCUGACAUACAGGUUCCAUCCAGAAGUACUGAUCAAAAGAACGAGAUACAAAAUAGUUUAGUUAGUAACAUAAGAAGCCAGUUGAAUCCACUGUCUGAGCAGAAACUGAGCUCUCAUGGGAGUCUCGUGGAGAGAAUGGCGGCUAGAGCUGGUUUCAAUGCCCCAAGGUUGAAUACAGAAAGCAUCGGACCUAAUGAUCUUUCUCAGAAACAAGAAAUUCAGACUCCUUGUUUGACAGUUCCUCCUGAUCUCAGCCCAGCAACUCUGCUUGAUUCGCCUGUUUUUCUAUCUAAUACACUGGUAAUGCCAUCUCCUACUACUGGAAAGUUUUCAUUUGCCCCAAAUGGCACCAGUCGAAACUCAACAUUGAUGACAGACAAUCCCGAUAAGGGAAAAGAUAAUCUUUUUGAAGAAAUUGAUGCAUUGUCCUUUACAUUCAAGCCUGUCACGGAAUCUGGUUCUUCUCCUUACACUGGCGCAGCAUGCAAAGUAAAUCCAUCCAGUCUUCCACAACAGUCCAUUCUUGACGUCGAUAAAUUUUUCCAGCAGACUGAUUUUUCUAGAUCAUCCAUUCAAAGGAAAAAGAGUAGCGAUAAUAUCUCUUCAGAGCCAAGGAACUUUGAUGCUGUGGGUAGCAUUGCAGGUCGCUCUUCUCCUCUCGAUGGACCGGAAAAUGAGGAUGCAGAUCAAAGAGUCAACGCUGAUCCCAAUGUUGGGGGCGGUCCAGCUGAAGAUGGUUAUAAUUGGAGAAAAUAUGGGCAGAAACAAGUUAAAGGAAGUGAGUAUCCUUGGAGUUAUUAUAAGUGCACGCAUGAAAAUUGUCCAGUCAAGAAGAAAGUCGAAUGUUCUUGUGAGGGUUACAUCACAGAGAUAACCUACAAGGGGGCACACAAUCACUCUAAACCUCUAGUCAAUGGCAGAUCAGCCCUUGGAACCUCGAAUGCACUUGGUGACAUGCAGCUUGACACUACUGAACAACCUGACACAGGUUUUAGUGAUCAUCCUGUUUGGCCUAGUGUGCCACAAGCCGACUGGGGGCAGGACAGUGUCGAGCUGACACCAUUAGGACAAGAAUAUUGCAAUGGAGCUACCUCUUUGCCGGCUCAAACUCACUUCCAGUUUGAGUUGGGUGAUGACGUUGAUGGAUCUUCUACUUUCUCAGAUGACGAAGAUGACCGUGGAGCACAUGGCAGCAUAUCAUUAGCUUACGAUGGUGAAGGAGAUGAAUCGGAGUCAAAAAGAAGGAGAAUUGAAACUCAUGCUUCGGAAAUGAGUGGGGCUACCAGAGCCAUCAGUGAGCCAAGAGUAGUGGUUCAGACAACCAGUGAGGUGGGCAUCCUUGAGGAUGGGUAUCAUUGGCGCAAGUACGGGCAGAAAGUUGUAAAAGGAAAUCCAAAUCCAAGGAGUUACUACAAAUGCACGAGCGCAGGAUGCAACGUGAGAAAGCACGUGGAAAGGGCUUCACACGACCUGAAGUCGGUGAUAACCACGUACGAAGGGAAGCACAAACAUGAUGUUCCCGCUGCUCGUAACAGAAGUAAUAUCAACACACUUCCUACCCAACCUCAUGCUGCUUUCACUCGUACACGCGGAUCCGAGCCUUCUCAAAACAUGGAACAGUUCGAAAGGACAUCACUUGACUCUUUCGGACUUCCCAGGAGACCACAGUUUGGACCUACUUAUGCCUUUGGUUUUGGAAUGAAUCAAUCGGGUCAAGCCAAUUUGGCAAUGGCUGGAUUGGGGCCUAAUCCAUAUUUAGGACAGCAGUCACCAAUACAGGAUAUGCCUGUGGGUUUUAUGCUGCCCAAAGGCAAACUUAAAUCAGAACCCAAAUAUUGACUACGAAAGGAAGUUGAUCAUGGAUUACCAAUAAGCCUAAAGUGGAUUCUUCCUGCAACACGAUAUAAUGGGUGUUUCUAGUCUUUAGUGUUUACUAAUAUUUCAUGCUUUAUAAUAUUUCAUCUUUUAUUUAGAGUACCGGUGUAUUCAAUUUUCCCUACUCGAAUUAUUUCGUUGUUCUCCACUUCAAAGGAGAGGGUGAUCUUCGUAAAAUAAAACAAAAGAAGCAUGGUUAGAUCAAUAUUAACACGACUCAUA